This is a messenger RNA of Acanthoscelides obtectus, 300 nucleotides long. NCBI's taxonomy places the organism in Eukaryota, Metazoa, Arthropoda, Insecta, Coleoptera, Chrysomelidae. The record is from the annotation of a GenBank genome assembly.
AUGAAGGUGUUCAAUCGAACUGGCGACUAUUCGAAUAGUAACAAAGGUACAACAGUUACCGAAUACCCGAGAUAUUAUCCAAAUAGUCUUUUCAGUAUCUCUGCAUUAGAGCUAACUAAACUGCUGUUCCAGGUUUGGGAGGUCUUCUGGACUAAAUUUCCAUCAAAAGAAGAGGAAUGGCUCAAAGUGGCAGAAGGAUUUAACAAUAUGUGGCAAUUUGAAAAUUGCUUAGGAGCCGUAGACAGACGGCAAACACAUAGCUAUCAAACAGCCCCCAGGAAGUGGUUCAUCCUAUUAUAA